UAGACUUUUGCUUUUGCUAUCAGAAACAAAAGGUGCAAUAUAAUAAUUCAAUUUGUGUAGAAUUGUGGGAUUAAAGAAGUACGAUGAUUGCACUGCUGUUGCGCAAUCAAAUAACAUCAAGGUGCAACUUGCCUUUUGCAAUUUCACAUUUGCGGCGUACGUUGUCAAAUGGUAAAACUCCGUCAGAAAUCGAUAAAGACCUAGACAAUGAUGGCAAAAUGAAGGACUCUAGUGGAGCACAGCCUGUGAUCGAAAUGCCCAAGAAAAUCAACUUGGAAUCGACUCUCAUGAGAUCCUCGGCGGAUGGGAAGUUUGUGCUGAGCAUUCGUCAGGUGCAAGCCUUAAAAAAUAAUUCAGUCAUAAAGCUGCCCGCAAAGAUGACGCAGUCUAUGACAAUGUGUACGAAGGGCAAUGACAACCAGAAAGGCUCCGAUAGCAAUAAGAGCGGGGAUGAGAAGAAAGAUUUACUUGCAAUGACCGAAGAAGAGUUAGCUAAGAAAAAAUUGAGAGUCCAAAAAUGUUUGAAACCGUUGCGCAAUAUUCGAAGAUUUUUGAAACCAGGAACAUUGGAGAAAAAACAAGAGUACGUACGUGGUUGGCUAAAGAAGAAACUGAAGGAUCGAAUUAGAGAACCAAAAAUGAAUAUUAAAGAUAGAAUGAAAAGGAAGCCGCCAAUUCUAUAUAAAGAGAUAGAAAAUUUUCCAUUGAAGCCCGUACGCGAAGAGAACAAAUUUCCAGUAAACAAGCAGAUCCUUGAAACAGACGAUGAUAAAGUUGCCGAGAAGCUUGAGAAUGCGAAGACAAUGUACUUCAAGUAUAAGCCAAAACGAAAAGCUCUAUUAAAAUGUACUCCUACGAAUGGCGAUAGACAGGAGAUUAAAAGGGAAGAUCUGUCUGGCGUCAGGAAAAAGGCAACUCCGAAGAAACCUCCAGCGAAUAACGGACAACAAGGAUCCUCAAAGUCAUUUUCCACAUUUGUGCAGGCAACUCCUCCAGCUCCAGGAGCCAGAGCAAACACACUACCUGGUUUAGUUGAUACAAACCCUGUAUCAGUUAUUUACGACAGGAAGCCAACUCCUGGAGUGUCGACAAUAUUAGGCGCUGGCAAAGAUUCUCCUCCGGCAAAGUCUGCAGCAGAUGCUAAAGCUCCCGCAUCCGGUGGUGCAGCAGCCAAGCCGCCAGGUCCACCGCCUCCGCCCAAGGGUCCUCCGCCAGGCACACCGCCACCUCAAACUAAGACGACUUUCGGUCCGCUGGCAGACGCGGACCGCAUCUUCACAAAUCUGUACGGCCUUCACGACUGGCGUCUGAAGGCAGCCAUGAAGCGGGGCGACUGGUACAAAACCAAAGAGAUAAUCGAAAAAGGUUCGCCCUGGAUUAUUAACGAGAUUAAGACGUCGGGCUUGCGUGGCCGUGGCGGAGCUGGUUUUCCCACUGGCCUCAAAUACUCCUUUAUGAACAAACCGCCCGAUGGCCGACCUAAGUUUCUGGUCGUCAAUGGCGACGAGGGCGAGCCGGGCACGUGCAAGGAUCGAGAGAUUUUUCGCCACGAUCCGCACAAGCUUGUGGAGGGAUGCCUGAUAGUCAGUCAUGCAAUGGGGGCCAAUGCCGGCUACAUCUAUGUGCGCGGUGAGUUCUUUAACGAGACCUGCAAUCUACAGUACGCCAUAGCGGAGGCCUACAAGGCAGGAUUCCUGGGUAAGAAUGCCUGUGGAUCGGGCUUCGACUAUGAUCUGUAUGUGCAGCGCGGCGCUGGGGCCUAUGUGUGCGGCGAGGAGACAUCGCUGAUCGAAUCCUUGGAGGGCAAGGCAGGAAAGCCACGCAGCAAGCCGCCCUUUCCCGCGGACGUGGGUGUCUUUGGCUGCCCCUCGACAGUUACCAAUGUGGAGACUGUGGCCGUGGUACCCGCGAUUUGCAGGCGUGGGGGUAAGUGGUUUGCCAGCUUUGGGCGCACUCGCAACUCGGGCACAAAACUGUUCAAUAUCUCGGGACAUGUGGAGCGACCCUGCACAGUGGAGGAGGAGAUGUCGAUGCCCACACGAGAGCUCAUUGAACGACAUGCCGGAGGCGUUCUUGGUGGCUGGGAUAACUUGCUGGCUAUCAUACCGGGCGGCUCAUCAACCCCCUGUAUUCCCAAGGAAGACGCAUCGAAAUCUAUACACGACUAUGACGGUCUGAUGGCCGUGCGAUCUUCGCUGGGCACCGGCGCCAUCAUCGUGAUGGACAAGACGACGGACAUCAUCAAGGCAAUUGCACGUCUGGCCGCCUUUUACAAGCACGAGAGCUGCGGCCAAUGCACGCCCUGCCGCGAGGGCCUGCACUGGGUGCACCUCAUCAUGCAGCGCUUUGUCACCGGGCAGGCGAAGCCCAGCGAGAUCGACAUGCUCUGGGAGAUAACCAAACAAAUCGAGGGCCACACCAUAUGCGCUCUGGGCGACGGCGCUGCCUGGCCACCCCAGGGACUGAUUCGCCAUUUUCGUCCAGUCAUCGAGGAGCGCAUGCGUAAGCGUGCCGAGAGUGAUGCUGCCGCYGCCGCCGCCGCUGCCGCACCUGCCCAUAAAAAGCCUCCCGCCGUGAAUGCAUCGUGCUCCAAAUCCACAUAAGUGUAAAUGACGUUUUAUUUGCAAUAAAAAAAACCUUUCCUUCGUCGGUUAACUUCAUGCAACAAUGACUUCCUCUUGCAGCCGAGUGAAAGUGCAGCCAGUCGUUCAUUUUCCACAAAGUAUUCCCACUGAGCCGCAAAAUUGUGCCACGUAGCGUUAAGCCAAAUGGGGUUGAACGACAUGUGGUCGACAGUGGG
Molecule: messenger RNA, 2800 nt
Organism: Drosophila arizonae
Lineage: Eukaryota; Metazoa; Arthropoda; Insecta; Diptera; Drosophilidae
Gene: ND-51L1
Product: NADH dehydrogenase (ubiquinone) 51 kDa subunit-like 1
Biological process (GO): mitochondrial electron transport, NADH to ubiquinone
Cellular component (GO): respiratory chain complex I
Molecular function (GO): NAD binding; 4 iron, 4 sulfur cluster binding; FMN binding
Source: RefSeq, a predicted model, not a curated record